This is a messenger RNA of Podarcis lilfordi (Lilford's wall lizard), 19804 nucleotides long. Lineage: Eukaryota; Metazoa; Chordata; Lepidosauria; Squamata; Lacertidae. The record is from the annotation of a GenBank genome assembly.
AUGGCAAGUCAUCAGAGUUCUUAGCUAAAAUGUUUAGGGGACUGGAUUGGGCUUCCCAACAAGGAAAGGCUAAAUAAUUGGGCCUUUUCAAUUUAGGGGGACGUGCAAUGAAUGAGGUGGGCAUGAUCACUGUUUAGAACAUAAGAAGAGCCUGAUGGAUGGGCCCCAUGACCCCUGCUCUCACAGUGGCAAACCAAAUGCCUGUGGGAUCUGAGCACAAGAGCCCUCUCUCCUCCCGUGAUGUCCAGCAACUGGUAAGCAUUACUGUCUCCAGCUGUUGAGACAGAGCACAGACAUCAUGACCAGUCGGCAUCAAUACCCCUCUCCUUCAUGAAUCUGUCAAAACCUCUUUUAAAGUCAUCCAAGUUGGUGGCCAUCAUCGUCUCUUGGAGGAGUGAGUUCCAUAAUUUGACUCUGCGCUGCAUGAAGAAGUACUUUCUUUUAUCUGUAAUAAAUCUUCCAUCAUUCAUCUUCAUUGGACGCCCAUGAGUUCCAAUGUUAUGGGGGGGGGGGGACUUUUCUGUAUCUGCUCUCUCCAUGCCAUGCAUAAUUUUAUAAACUUGUCACCUUUCUCACCCUUUCUCUAUACUAAAAAGGCCCAAACGCUGCAAUCUUUCUACAUAGGGGAGUCGCUCCAUCCACUUGAUCACUUGGGUGGCCUUUUCUUAACCUUCUCCAACUCUAUGAUAUCCUUUUCGAGGUGAGGAGACCAGAAGUGCGCACAGUACUCCACAUGCAGCCACACCAUAUAACAGCAUUAUGACACUGGCAGUUCUAUUUUCAAUUCCUUUCCUAACGAUCCCUAACAUGGAAUUUGCCUUUUUCAUGGCUGCAGCACUCUGGGUCAACAUCUUCACAGAGCGCUCUACUAUGACCCCAAGGUCUUACUCUUGGUCCUUUACCUCCAGUUCAGGCCCCAUGAGCAUGUAUGUGAAGUAAAAAAUGUUUUGCUCCAACAUGCAUCAGUUUACACUUGUUUCCAUUGAAUUGCAUUUGCCAUUUUACUGCCCGUUCACUCAGUUUGGAGGUACUUUUGAAACUCUUCACAAACCCUUUUCAUUUUAACAACCCUGAACAAUUUAGUAUCAUCGGCAAACCUGGCUACCUCACUGAUCACUCCUAACUCUAGAUCAUUUGUGAACAAGUUAAAAAGCACAGAUCCCAACACCGAUUCCUGAAGAGACUCCACUUUCCACUCCUCUCCAUUUAUUCCUACGCUUUGCUUCCUGCAACUUAACCAAUUCUUGAUUCACAAGAGGACCUCUCUUCUUAUUUCUUGACUGCUAAGCUUACACAGGAGUCUUUGAUAAGGUACUUUGUCAAAAGUUUUUUGAAAGUCCAAGUACACUACGUCAACUGGAUCACUUCUAUCUAUAUGCUUGUUGACAUCCUCAAAUAAUUCUAAUAGGUUUGUGAGACAGGACUUUCCUUUCCAGAAGCCAUGCUGGCUCUGCUUCUGUGGGGCUUGUUCUUCUAUGUGCUUGGUUAUUUUAUAUUUAACCAUACUUUCCACCAGUUUUCCAAGGACAGACAUUAAGCUAACAAACCUGUAGUUUCCAGGAUCCCCUGAGAUCCUUUCUUAAAAAUUGGAUUUAUAUUGACUACUUUCCAGUCCUCAAGUAUGGAGGCUGAUCUGAGAGACAUUAUUUUCAUUAGACAAUUUCAGAUUUGAGUUCCUUGAGAACACUUGGAUGGACGCAGCAGUUGGUUGGUUUUUAUUUUGUCUAUUAGGCCUAGAACCUCAUAUGCCAUCACCACUAUCUAUCCUAGUUUUUCAGACUUUCCUCCUGCAAAGGUUACCAGUACUUCAGGCACUGGGAUCUGCCCUAUAUCCUCCAUUAUGAAGACAGAUGCAAAGAAAUCAUUUAGCUUCCCUGCAAUCUCUUUACCCUCCUUUACAACUCCUUAAACUCCCUUGUCACCCAAGGGUCCAACUGCUUCCCUAGAUGAUUUCCUGCUAAUAAUAUAUUUAAAAGCCCAGUCCUCAGCACCAAUUCCUUCAGCCCAAGAGGAUGCUGAUCAUUGAUUCUCACUGGAUAACUCCAGGCAUAGGAAGAGAGGAACCCGAGUUAUUCCAGACCAGUGUUUGGCCCUUUAGCCCAACAGUGUUAUUCCAGGCCAGUGUUGGGGCACUUGAGAUGUUUCAGAAUACCCUUCCCACCAGCCCCAGCCAGCACAGCUGAUGGGAGUUGUAGCCCCAAACAUCUGGAGAACAAGAGGCUUGCCAAAGGCUGCUCUCCUGGAUGCCUUGGGUUUUGCAAAGAGGAAAUUGCAAACGGGAGGGGGGGGGGUGAGAGAGAAACCUGCAGAGCAAGCAGAGGGUGUGUGUUGAAAUAAAAUGCUGGCGGAUCCGUUGUCCCCUUCCCAACCAUCUUUAGCAGUGUCAGAUUAAAUAUAACCACUGCUGUGUGUUCGGAAUACAUUACCCCAUUCUGCGAAACACAUCAGGCAAUGUUCUUUCAUUGUUAUAAAGCUUUAAUAUUGUCUCCUUCCCGAGGCCAUUGCUGAGGGUUGAGGCUGCCGCGUCCCCUUCCCUCCCGCUCCUUGCCUGUAGCGCAUCCAUUCAAAUUAGACAUCACAUCUGUCAUCCGCUCUCUCUCUCCUUUUGCAGCACCAGCCCUGCUCCAUCUUCUUUCAACUCUAUCAGACACCUCUGUUCAUUCUGUUAUGAUUGAUCUAACACUGACAAAUUAAUAAACACAACACAUUGGGCGUUGUGUUGCAUGAAUGCUUGUAAUCUCGGGUAGAAAGGAAGCUCCACAUUCGUAAGGCAUUUUUUAAGAAAUCAGAAUUGCAAGAAUUCCAGGAGAAAGGAAAGUGUUGUAACUGGGUGACCCCACAGUCAGCGGGGCAGUGUAGGGGCCACCGAUGGGGAGAUCUGAGCUAAGGGCAUUUCCCAUGGGUGCCCCUGUAGUUUGGGAUGCCCUAAUCCCUCUGAAAUUCACAAUGGUGCCAUCAGCUUCAAGUACCUCCUGAAGUCGUAUCUUUCUCUUCUUUUUUAACCUCUGCUGUUGCAUCUUGCUGUUUAUGUUUCCUGGAAGUAUUUCAUAUCAGUGUGUGUAUGUGUGAGAGAGAUGGUUUUAAACCAUGUUUUCAAGUUAUGUUUUUAGUUAUCUUGUACACCGCUUAGAUUUCUUGAAAAUGUUAAAUGGCCUAGAAAAUUUCCAAAUAUUUCCAAGUAUGGUUUUAGUUGGAGUUGACAAUAAACAGGGAAGACCUUUUUCUUUUUUCCUCAUUUCCUUUAUUGUACAACGUAAGUUGUGCUUUUAUACCCCAUUUGUAAGCUUACAAUUUUAUAAAUGUAUCCAUUUCAUUCACUCCAGAUUUUUUUUCUUUUGACUUUAUUCUCAGAAGUGUUUUGUCAUGAACGGAUCUAUUAUUUUGUUCAUAUUUCUUUUUCUCCUUGUGUGUAUGGUCUGCUUUUCUUGUUGAGAUAAACAAACAAUAUACAUAAAUAUAAAAUUUCCAAACACCGGUAAAUAAAUGAUGUGAAAAUAUUAAAAUUUGUCUUCUCUGACUAGUUGCAGGCCUUCCAAGUCUCUGGCAGAGGAAGGGUCCCUCCACACCCUCUUUUUAACUGUAGAUGAGCCAGGGAUUGGGCCAGGAGCCUUCUGCAUACCAAGCAAGUGAUCUCUCAAUCAGCUGUGGUCCCUCGCCAAAUCCUAAAACCCAGGUUCAGAGCAGAGUCUUGGUGGCAAAGGAGGAAGCAGAUCUGGAACGGGCCAUGGCCUUAACUGUGAAGAAUUCUGGGCAACAUGAAAUAAUCAGGAAGAAUAUAUUGCUUUUUCAAAAGGGUCAGCCAUUAAUAGAUUUUCUGUAGGGAAUUCUUUGCUGGGAGGGGGCAGAACUAUGAGUUGAUGGAUUGAUGGACAAAUCUGGCAGUGUUAGUUUCUCUCCCCCCCCCCCAGCCUGAAGUUUAGUUCUCCCCAUUCCCCCCCCCGCAGUCUGCGAUUUAAUGAAACAAAAGCAACCCAAAAUGCACCUGCAUUUUCUUGCCCAUUUCUCUUUGUAAACAAAUUUUUGCACACCUUUUUUCUUUUUUGUCUGCAUGCACAGUUUUGCAUGCAAUGUUCUCCACACACUUUUGGACGUGCAUUUUCACCAGUGCACACAUUUUUGCACACAACCUUGGGAAUGGGGAACUAACUGCACUGCAAAAUUUGGAGACAUACUUAAUUCAGAGCGUGGCUGCAUCCCAGUUCACCUGUUGGUUCAGGAAGGGGAAACGAGGUGGGUUCACACUGAAACAUGAAGAGAAUGAAUCUCUCUACCAGCCAGCAAUUCAUUUUCUCAUCCAGGCAUUUUACUUCAGCCACUUUCCUUUCCCCUCUUCACCCUAUCAGUUUACCAUCCAUAUAAAGGUCUGUAUAUAAAGGGGCAUGCUUCUUCGUGGUAGAUAAGGAAUACCCCGAUUCGUGCAAAGACACACGCACAACCCACUAGUAAAAAUUGUUCUUCUGUUACACUCGAAGGGGAAAGAAGACUGAAGCCCCAACAUCACAUGGAAAGGAGAGGAGAAAUCCCAAGUCUUUCAUCUAUAAUUUAGGAAAGUGGAUGCAGUUUGGCAACAGUUAAAAUGCUAAACUUCUGAUGCUUUUUGACACAUUUACAUAAUUGAUUUGCUAGAUAAUGGACUCCACUACCUUAUUUAAUAAACAUAUUAAUUAUUUCAGAUAACUCCCUCCCCCCCCAAAAAACCCUACCUGCCAUCUGCUGGAAGAAGGGCAACAAAUUAAUAAUAGUAAUAAUAAUUAAAGAGAAAAUAUGCACCAAAAGGCAUAUUCUUUCAGAAGGCAUUACAUGAGGUUUCAGUCAAUAUGUCACCCUGUCAUCACUUACUUACUAUCCCCUGCUGUACAUUUAGUGUUUUUUUAAAAAAUAAAAGCAAAACAAAACAACAUGUACAGUAUACAGCUCCCCCCCCCCCCCGGCAAUUGUGAUGUGUUCUGGAAAGUCUUGAGCAUCUGACAACAGACACCCAAUGCAGCUGGAAACUAGGGAGAGAGACACUGAGAGUGAGCUAAGUGUUCCAUCACAGGAGGUGCCUGGGGAACAGAAGACCACAAGAAGAAGAUAAGCAGGGGAGGGAUUCAGUCUCGAGGAAUGGGAUGGAAGAAGACAUCUCAGCCACAAAGUCUUCUUUGGAGCUGUAGGGAAGCAACCCGUCGCCUUUGAUUUCAUUCCUCGCCGGCUCAGAGAAGGCCCAGUAGACAGGAAACAUCACUUCCAAUCUGGUACACUCCACACCCGGGCACAACCAUCUUUUGUUUGCUUCCACAGCUAUAGAGGCUGCUGCUGCUGCUGCUGUGGACAAUGUCGGGGCUGUAAUUUGCCAUCGCGUAUCCCGGCGGGCCGAGGGAUUUUAGCUUCAGUGAGCAGCUAAGGGGUGGAAGGAAAGAGAUGCUAGCGCAGUCGCCCAGAACCGCUGCCCCCCACCCAGGGGGGGAAGACAUUUUCAGGUUCAGUGGGGUUGAUAAGUGCUCUCCUUUCUCUGACCUACUAUUAUAAACCAUGGUAUUUAUAGCCAGCACAUUUGGAGGCAUCUGAAAAUGAAUGGAAAGGGAAUCUAAACACGUCUACACAAACACACACAUCCACACAUCCACCCCAAGUUAGCCUAAUAGCUGAUAUCACCAUUGCAGGACUCAAAUCGAAUAUCAGCACUCAGCAGAGGAUUCCAGCAGAAGGUGUUUGGCUGUUUGAACUCAGCUAAAACAUAUAAUACAGAGAGAACGGCCAAUUUCCUUUCGGAAAAUUGGUCGGCACGCACACAGAAACGGACUGUGUAAAAACAACGAAAAAACGAUCCGGGAGCGGGCUGGUUGCAAAGACUGCCGAGCGGCCCAAGAGGGGGCUCCUUGCCCGCCCUCCCCUCAAAUUGCAGCAAUUGAUGCCAAAUUGCAGCAAUAACAAUAUACUGCAAAACAGACCCCCCCCCCAAAAAAAACACAAGGAGGGAAAACAGCCAGCAUCCUUUUGUCUAUACUUUGAAGAAAAAAUUAUUACAGGUAUUUUAAAAAUAGCUAUCCAGCUCCUGUAUGUUGGUGCUGAAGAGGAAAGGAUCAAUAAAAAACAGUGCCCUCUGCCACUGUUAGCUUCAGAGUUAGCGGGAAAGGAGCUGCAAUAGCAUGUUUUAGGGCUCCAAAGGAAAAAGUGGGGUGCAGAGCUUCUGUGCAGUAGCUGAGGGCCUGUACAGGCAUAAUCCUGGCUCCUGAUGGCUGUACUUUGCAAAUCAAGAGCCAAAUUGGGGAAUCAUGAUCUUCCUUUAUCUCCUCUCCAGCUCCUCUCCCUAUCCUUGUUUGGCUUAAUCAUGGGUUUGUGUAAGCUUUCUGCAACCCAGUGCCCCUCUAAAUGUUUUGGACCAUUGGCCACAUCACACCUGCCCCCAUCCAUCAUCAGGUUGUGGGUGAGUGAUCUCUUUUGAACUGACCUGGCAUUCAGUGACAGCACCACCAGAGAGGAUGGGGUGGUUGCUACGGCUGCAUCUGUUCUGUGCGAUGAGGUGUUGACUACAGACCCCAAUUCCUGCACUUUUCAGGCUCUUGGAGGGGGUGAUGGUAUUCCCCAGCACAACGGGGGAUGAAGUUGGUGAGUGCCAGAGAGCCUUCUUGGAAGUGGGACCAAGGUUACCGAAUGCUUCACUACGGUAAGAGAUCAAAGUGGCCCCUUCUGCCUAUGCCUCUAUACGUCAUCUAAAAACAGCUUUGUUCAGGUGCACCUUUCCAAACUGGCAGUCAAGGGUUCUAGCCAGCCAGCCUUGUCAUGUUUGUUUCCAUACAUUCCAUUACAUCUCCACUCCCUAGACAUCCAUUUUACACACAUAUCCCAGCAAAACAACAACAACAACAAAAACUGCAUGUAUGCUAGGACUCAAAUCCAUUUGCUAUUAGCAUAUGGGAUAUACUACAGUAUAUGAGUUCUGGGGUUCCAUUGUGGAAGCAAAAGGCAGGAUAUAAAUGUUUUAAUUUUUUUUAAAAGGCACUUAACAUUUGCAAACCCUGGUUUGAAUGGAGCCCGUGUUACAGCUGCACCCGCCACCAGAGGCACGGGGGGGGGGGUAGAAAAGGAACCUCUGAGAAAGGCUUGAGAGGGAUGUUUGCUUAAUUAGGAAACCAGACACACAGGCAGCGCAUGCAUGCAAAACUGCACCAUUUGCGUAUCAUUAUUACCUUGCUAUUCCCCACACAAGCUAUAUCAAGAGUAGGGAAUAGGAUAGUAAUGUUAAUAAUUAGCAGAGAUUAUAAAGGCUUUAACAUAAGUUGCUCUCGGAAGCUUUUGCUGGCAUGGAAGAUCAUUGUUCCUCUGAGUUGUGGGCGCAUAACUGGGUAGAAGUUCAACAGGUGGAUCAUGCAGACACUGUCUGCAUGUUUCUAGAAUCACCCAGAAGGGUUGGCUAAACUACAGAACAGCCAGCUUUCUUUUUUAACGUUAGCCAGAUAGCGUGCUCAUUCCCCAAUACGGCUCUGAUUCAGUUUCACUUCUAUCACUAUUGGGAGAAAAGAGUGUUUUAAGCCGGAGCUCUCCAUUCUCAUAGUAAUGGCCUCACCCAGCAAUGGGAAGAAUGUGGCCCUCCAGAUUGUCAUUGGACUCCAGUUCUCUUCAGGACCAGACACACACACACACACACACACACACACACACACACACACACCGUGAUGCAUAGGUUCAUCUGAACCUAUGCUUACACACAUGCUUUUUACCUGUGCUUUAACGCUCCCUGCCCAAGCAGUUCCCCCUCCCCUCUCCAGAGCUUUUCCUGAAACAACACGCUUGUGAAAACUGAAUCAGAGGGUUUUCUGCUGAUUGAUGUUUGCUCCAACUGAGCUUUAAAGAGUGGGUUUCCACAGGGAAAGCGCCCAGGCUAAAGAAGAGGGAGACUCGGACAUGGAGUUUUAAUGCAGUUGUUCAGGUUCUAGAUCUUAAGCAUGAGAGACCUUCAAAAUGCAAAGCCAUUUCUAAUUUGCUUCCCAAAUCCUCAAGCUCACCUGCUAUGAAAAACUACUGAUCAUAGCAACGGCCAUAUUCCAAUCACCCCAUUUCCCUGCAUUUAAUAUAAAAUUAUUUGCACAGAAAGGCUAAGGUACAAAUGAGUUUCAAAUCAAGACAGAAAUAAGUGCCCAGCAGGACACACCAGAAUCUGCAGAUAGCGAGGAUGACAACUCAUAAUUAAAAGGACACCAAGCAAGAGAGAAAAGAUACAAGGCAUCAGUAUUCAGAACACUUUAAAAAAAAAAAAUGUGGAUUCUGCAUGCAAUGGAUGCUGUCAGCUAUAAAACAGAUCUGGGAGAUCCCCAUCACAGAACUGUGUUGCAUUGCAAAUGGCCCAGCCCAGUGGGAAACAUCUUCCAUUCAAGAACUCCAGGGAAUGAUCCUGGCUCAGUGUUAAGAGUGCCUGCUUUGCAUGCAGAAGGUCCCAGGUUCAAUCCUCAGCAUCUCCCUGCCCGAAACCUGGAGAGCCACUGCCAGCCAGGGGAGACAAUACUGAGCUAGUGAUCUGACUCAGGAUCAAGGCAGUUUCUGAUGUUCCUAAGUUCCAUAGAAAUGAAUGGGAUCUGAGCAUGUAUACCGCUGAGCUAGAGGAAGUUUUGCAGCUGAAUUGUUAACCAAAUGUCUGAUCCCAACAUGAGCACUCGCCUCUUUAAAGCUCUCAUGAAGCCAGCGCAUUUCAAGUAACAUGAGCAAUGGAUCUCUUUCCUGCCUUUGGAGGUAAGACUAGACAUUUGUAACGCCACUAUUUAUGUAAGCCUUCAAUGUUUCCUUUUUUUGUACUUCAACGUCUUAAUUCUGAUGGCUGCUAUGUACUCGUUGUGUAGUUCAUUAUUCAUUAUUUUGAUUUACUAUUUGGUUGAACUCUGGGUGGUUUUAUAUUUUAUCACUGUCAUUUUUUAAUUAUUAUUACUAUUAGCUGCCUUGAACAUCUUCUGAAAAAUAGAAAGGAUAAUAUUUUUCUUAAAAAUAAAUAAAUGAAUGAAAUGAAAUGGAAAAGACUGUUGUAAGAUAUCUGGCCCUCACCUUACUAGGAAGUCAUAAAAAAGAAAGGAAUGUAGAGUAGACCUAUUUGUAUCAAUGAACUUGUUGAGCCAUGACCAUUGAAUUUGAUGAGUAAACUUUGAGCAUGACAUCAUUGGAUGCAACAUCAUCAUGCAAUCUAGUGCAUUUCAAGCUGGGUGUAAUACCUUCACUAGGUGAAAUAGUUACUUGUUUAUAAAAAUGAUCUGGCAAAAAAUGAGAUAUAGAUAGACAGAUAGAUAGAUAGAUAGAUAGAUAGAUAGAUAGAUAUAGAUAGAUGAUACAUACAUACAUACAUACAUACAUGAUAGAUUGAUUUUAUAUCUCACCAUGUUUUCUCUCUCCCCCAUUUUAUCCUCACACUAUGGAAAAGGUUAUGCUGAGAGGCAGUGACUGGCCCAAGGUCACCUACUGAACCUGAGUUCACUGUGAAAAAAGGAAGCUGGACUAGGUAAGAACCUCAGAGGUAGACUACCCCAAUACAUGGAAGCUUCAUUUGUCUAACAUGACUGGUUGCUCCUUCAUAAAGCUGGUGUGGUAAAGCAGUCAGUGUGCUGGACUCUCACUGGGAUUCAAAGCUAGCUGCAAAGGUCAGUGGGUGAGUGCAGGCAUACACAGACACACUCAUCUAUUUCAAUAUCAUCUAAAUCUAUAUCAGCCUCACUUACCUCUGAGAUUGGACAUAAGGAUAAAACUUCGGGAGGAAUAAUAAUGCGUACACCCUGUCCUGAGCUCCUUGAAGGAAGCGGGGGGACCUAAGAAUGUAAGAGCCUGCUGAUCAGGCCAAUGAUCCCAGUAGCCAGCUGGAUGUCUUAAUGGGAAACCACCGUGGUGGCAGGGCAGGGCCUGGCUAGUAGCCAUUGACAGCCUCAGAUGGACCUUUGGACUAAUCCUGCAGGCCUCUUCCUACCUUCUUAGGAGAUGUUAUCCCCGGGCGUUUAAAAAGAACCAUCAGCACUUUGGACAACAUCUGUUUAUAUAGAAUAAAUGGGAUUGUGGCAAAAUCCAUUGGGAAUGUCUCCUGCACAACACCUACCAUUGCAGUGGAGGAGGCCCCUAUGCUGUGCACUUGAGCAGUCAACAUUCAGUUCAAAAGGGCUUGGGCAGGAGACCUUCCCUGGGGAUGAGGCCCUCACUUCCCGAGAGAGAUGUGGGCAAGCAGAUGAGAUGGGACAGUCACAAAGCGUAUUUCAGGCGUGGCAUGAAAGGAGAUAUCAGGCAGCUGUUGCAACACAGCUAUUGGUCAGGAAAGCAUCACACAUAUUGGUAGUGAAUCUGAUUCUCAGAGGGCCAAUCCAUAUGGAAUGGACAGAGAGAGAGACAGAGAGAGAGAGAGAGAGAGAGAGAGGGAGCGCGCGCUAUGGAAUGGAGUGUCCUGGAAGGGGGCAGAACCAUCUGGCUGGACAGUAGCCCCCUACUGAGACACUGGGUUGCAGAUGUUAUUUUCAUACUUUUAAUCGCUUCCGCAUUGAGUAGAAUUGCCUUUCCUCCCCCCACUCCCACUGCACUUCCCCUUUCAUAAAUUGAAGUGUUCCAGUUGAACAAAUCAAGCAGCAUAUUUACUCCAUAUGCUCAAUUAUACAUGUGCUGCUGUGUUCAAUUAUACAUGAUGGAAGAGAAGAUGGAGAAAUGCUAUUGGGUGACAGAGAGAAGGCGGAAUUACUCAACACCUACUUUGCCUCUGUCUUCACCCAAAAGAAAAGUGAUGCCCAACCUGCUGAUAAUAGAAUAAAUGGUGUAAGGAGGGAGCUGCAGCUCAAGAUAGGAAAAGAGGUAGGAAGGAAACCCCAAGCUACUUUAAAUGAAUUCAGAUCUCCAGGGCCCGAUGAGCUGCAUCCAAGGGUACUAAAGGAGCUUGAGGAUGAAAUUUCAAAGCCUUUGUCUACAAUCUUUGAGAAUUCUUGGAGAACAGGUGAGGUCUCUACAUACUGGAGGCGGGCAAAUGUUUUCCCCAUCUUCAAAGUGUGUGUGGGGGGGAGAAGACCCAGGUCCUAGAACAGAUAAUUCAACAGUCAGUCUGCAAGCAUUUAGAAAAGGAUACUGUGAUUACUAAGACCCAGGAUAGGUUUCUCAAAAAUAAGUCAUGCCAGACUCACCACAUUUCUUUUUUUGUUGGAAUUACCAAUUUGGUGGAUCGGGGGAUGCUGUGGACAUAGUGUAUCUUGAUUUCAGUAAGACUUUGACAAAGUCCCCCAUGAUACUAUUUUGAGGAAACUGGGGGUGCUCAUCUAGUUUGCAGAUGACAACAACUAGGAGGGUAUGAUAUUUUUGUGAGGAAGCUGGUAAAAUGUGGGUUGAACAAGGUAAUUAUUAGGUGGAUUUGUAGCUGGUUGAUGGACCGGACCCAAAGAGUACUCAUUAAUGGUUCCUCAUCAUCCUGUCUUGGUCUUACUGUUGUUCAACGUCUUUAUAAACAAUUUGGAUGAAGGAAUUGAGGGGGUUCUCAUUAAAUUUGCAGAUAACAACAAACUAGGAGGGGUAGCUACAGUAAGGCUGCAGAAGGCAGAAUCACAAUUCAAAAUGACCUUAACAGAUGGGAGAGUUGGGCGCAAGCUAACAAAAUCAAUCUCAAUAGCAACAAAUGUAAGGUUCUGCACUUAGGCAGGAAGAACCAGAUGCACAAAUAUAAGAUGGGGGUCACCUUGAUUACUUACAGCACAUGUGAAAAGGAUCUAGGGGUCUUGGUGGACCACAAGGUGAACAAGUCAAUAGUGUGAUGCAGCAACAACAAAAAGCUAAUGCUGUUCUAGGCUGCAUCAACAGUAGUGUCCAGAUCAAGGGAACCACUCUAUUUUGUCUUGGUCGGAUCACACCUGGAAUACUGUGUCCACUUCUGAACAUCACAAUUUAAGAAGGAUGUUGACAAAUGUGUACAGAGAAGGGCAACCAAGAUGAUUAAGGGUCUGGAAACUAAGUCAUGCAAGGAGUGCUUGAAGGAGCUGGGUAUGUUUAGCCUAGAAAAGUGGAGAUUGAGAGGAGGUAUGAUAGCCAUCUUCAAAUAUCUUAAGGGAUGUCAUGUGGAGGAUCCAGCAAGCUUGUUUUCUCCUGCUCUGGAGCGAGGGACUCAAACCAAUGGCUUCAAGUUACAAGAAAGGAGAUUUUGACUAAACAUCCUAAACAUCAGGAAAAACUUUCUGACAGUAAGAGCUGUUGGUUAGUGGAAUGUUCUACCUCAGAAGGUUAUGGGCUCUCCUUCCUUGGAGGUUUUAAAGCCGAGGUUGAGUGACCAUCUGUCAUGGAUAAUUUAGCUGAGAUUCCUGAAUUGCAGGGGGUUGGAAUCUCACCUUAGUGUCCCUUCAAUCCCACCCUUAGUGUCCCUUCAAGCUCUACAAUUCCAUGAUCCUGUUAUUCUAUUACCAUUGGUUAUAGUGGCAGGGGCUGAUGGGAGUUGUAGUCCAAUAAGAACUGGAGGGCUGCCUUGACAAAGGCUGGGCUACUUGAUCCUUUGCUUGACUGGAAGUGUCACGGGUUAAAGCUGGGCUCUCUGCAGGAAAAGUCUUGAUCACUGAGCUAUGCCCUCCUAGACCAAGGAUAAACGCCUCCCUCCCAGACCCAACAUGCAGUGAACAAAGUCCUUCUUUAUGCAGCCCAUAGUUAAACUAUGGAACUCAUUCCCACAGCAGGCAGUGGGGACCACCAACUUGGAUGGAUUGGACAUAUUCAUGUAGGAUAAGGCGACCAUGAUGGCUAUGCUCUGUCUCCAUGACUGGCUACAGCAAUGAUUCUGAACACCAGUUGCUUGAGACUGAAGGAGGGAAAAGGGCUCUUUGCUUGGGUCCUGCUUGUCAGUUUCCCACAAGCACCUGGUUGGCCAAUGUGAAAGCAGGAUCCUGGAUGAGAUGGGUCCUCUUUGGCCUGAUCCAGCAGGCUCGUCUUAUAUUCUUUAAAAGUAUGGCCCAGCAACAGAUUCCUCAUAGGCAGCUCUCCUCUCCUCUGUUUCAGCUCUAAGAACUGGGGUGGAGAAAGAAGCUUGAAUCCUGUCAUCAGCAGACAUUUCUUCAAGCAAACGCACAGAGUGAGUUAUUGGCUUAUCACCUGCAUGGCUGUCAUCCUCUGAAACCCAAACAUGGUGACAGCUUCCAACACCAAGGUAAAAUAAUCAGAAAAUGAUUUUUUCCAGCAUCCAUUUCUCACAGUGUCCAACUAGAUUAGUAAAAGUUGCACCCAAUUAUGAGUAAUUUAAUAGCCCAUGUGAUAGGCCUGCCCCCCCCCCCCCGAUGCUUAAAUGAUGCCUUGGCACAUGAACCAACAUGUUAAAAAAACAACAACACUGACAGUCCUGUAGGAUAACUAGCCUCAUAUAACCAGCAUGCUUAAGUCUAAAUGCAUGAAGGGGUUAGGACCAUAGAGUAAUGUGGCCUGCUAGGCUUAGCUAUGUCACUUCCCUUUACCUUGGGAGAAAAUGAGUCAUCAAGUUACGGUUGUACCCAGUCUACUUGAGAAGCUCAGCGUGUGAAACGGUUUGAACUGGUUGCUGUGGCUCAGCCACAUGGCUCUCAUCAGGAACUGUUGAGUUCCAAUACCAAUAAUCUAGGAUCUUCUACCACUUUGUAAGUAAACUACAUUUUACUGCCUAUGCAACUUUUCUGACUGAUGGAUGGAAAAGCACAUGAACCAGACCUUUGAAGAAUUAGUAAGUAAACCAUUUUUUAAUUUACCAAACCUGCAGUCUUUUCCUAUGCUGGGGGAAGAGGUAAACUUUUAAGGAACUUGGAAGGGCAUGUUUUAAAAGUCGAAACCUAUAUUUCUACGCUUUACUUUGCGAUUUUAAAUCUCCGCUGAGGUUCUCUCAUCAAAGAGAACUUGCCCCAAACUUGGAUAUUGGUACCUAGGAAAUUCUCUUUCUCUCUAUAUAUAAAUGUACCAACAAGAACAAGUACAGAAGAACAAGCACAGAAGCAUAGGCUUAAUAGUUUCUUCAGGCUGAGUCCUGCUUGUCUUGUUUGAGUGAGACUCCAAUUAGCCAUUUAUUCCCCUAUAAACCAUCUUGAGCAGGUUGACACAAUGCUGCUGCUGGUGGUUCGAGCAUUGCUAACAAGCAAUUGUCUGCCUGCUGUUUCUUUGGGAGCAGGAGGAAAAGAUUUUAACUUCUCCUUAGCACACACAGUUAACAGCCUAUGAGCACUGAGAGUUGGUGCUUGCUUAGUUAAUCUGUAGGCUAGAUUACCUAGAUUAACUAGGCUCUCUUUACUGGGAGGAACAUUGACUAAUUUUGGGAAAUCCUGGGGGGAAUAACCCUUCUCUCCAAGCAUGCAAAUGGUUUAAAUGCUCCUCAAAACACUUCUGUGUUCCCUUGUCUGUGGCUCCUGCAAAAUGUCAUUCCAUUACCAUGUCCUUUGCCCUCACUCACCUUGGCCUUAGUUGCCCACACUGCCACUCAACCCAGUUGGCUGCGGCCACUUAUGUGACUCCCUUUAUCCACCUGUGAAAACAUCACAUCAGACGCUAGGUUUAACAUCAUAGGCAAAAAUUGUUUGAGUCACUAUAACCAAUCAGACGAAAUGGCUGCUGAGGACAGUGAGGGCAAAUGGGAGUAGCAAAGAGGAAUGUCAGCAGAAUUGACUACAUCUGCCAAAAAAUUCCCAGAGUGGGAGCCACUUGUUGAGACCAACAAAAAUAAACAUGCAAAAAGAAAAAUCCAUUUUCUGCUUUCUACUCUCCAAUAAUCAAAGGCAGGAGACAAAGGUUUAAGGAAGAUUCACAAACAAGUAGAGUCGCUGCACAGAGAACAGAACAAAUUUUAGAGCAAUUUUGGGGAAAUCUCUCCACUCAGAUUCAAUCCUUUUUUGGGGGGUGGGGAGGGGAGUAUCAAAAUUUCUUUAAUCUUGCCUACACAGAAAGGUCAGAGAAAGCCAUGUAUUCAGAAGCUACAGCAACUAUUCAGGAUUAGCAGAAGGUGUUCUGACAUCUGCCUCCUGCUGGUCCUCUCAGUCUUCCUUCUGAAGCAUGCAAUGCUAACAACUGUCAGAUGCAGGAGGAUGGAUUAGAUCUAGGGCAGCCAUUCCUUUGUCCUGGUGUUUUUGGCACUGAGUCAACAGAGCACUGACACUCUCUUUUUUUAAGAAAAAAAAUAGUAUUUAUUAAAGUUUUAAAUUUACAAAAAGGCAAAAGAAAAAACACCAAAUUAAACAAUAACAAAACCAACACAUCACAGUAAAAAACCGAAAAAUAGAAACAAUUAUAAAAACAAAAGAAAAAAGAAGAAAGAAAGAAAAAAAAACCAGUUCAAACCUUCCCAUAACUUUUCUUUCAUUUGCUUGUUUCCCUGACCUCCUCACACCUCCCUUUUUUGUAUUCUAGGUCAAUUAUCCAUUUCAGCAAAUCCUUUCCCUCUCUUCAAAAUUUUUAUCCUGAAAAUUUAUCUUGAUCUUGAUAUAAGUUUACUUUCCCUCUUUUCACCAAUUAACAGUCUAUUUUUCUUUAACUCUUUGAUACAUUUUUGCUAGAAUCACCUAGAAUCAUUCCAACAUCAUUCUAACAUUCAUUAAUUUUACAAUGUUUCUGUAAAUAGUCUUUAAAUUUCUUCCAAUCUUCCUCCACCGACUCUUCUCCCUGGUCUCGGAUUCUGCCAGUCAUUUCCGCCAGUUCCAUAUAGUCUAUCACCUUCAUCUGCCAUUCUUCCAGAGUGGGUAGAUCUUGUGUCUUCCAGUACUUUGCAAUCAGAGCACUGACACUCUCCCGCUGCAGCCAAAAUGAGGGCAGGGGGCUCUUGUUCCUCAAAUGUUGUCAGGCUCCAACUCCCAUCUUCCCUGACCAUGGGGGGGCACUCCAAGGGGGGAAACACAAUGCCCAAAUUUCCACAUGUGCAAAAGUGAAACACAACUGCUUAGGAAAAGCACCAGGCUGCCUCCUUGGACAUAUUCUCAGCAGGGCUACAAAAAGUUGAGCCAUAAUGUUACUCAUGAAAAGAUCCAUGAUCAGGAGAUGACGCGGGAGAUCUCAGGCCGUUGUGGCUUUUUUGUUUUCAUGCAAGUGAGAAAUGUCCCCCCACCCACUACAAAUAUAGCCUUUCAAGAUAAAAACACUUGAGGAUAUACAUGGCCAUUGCCUACAGACCAGUGAUACAUAAAUGUUGGGUUGACAGCCAUCUAUGGUUUAAUCAUGGGACGCGGGUGGCGGUGUGGGUAAAACCUCAGCGCCUAGGACUUGCCAAUCGCAUGGUCGGCGGUUCGAAUCCCCGUGGCGGGGUGAGCUCCCAUCGUUCGGUCCCAGCUCCUGCCAACCUAGCAGUUUGAAAGCACCCUUAAGUGCAAGUAGAUAAAUAGGUACCGCUUUAUAGCGGGAAGGUAAACGGCGUUCCGUGUGCUGCUCUGGUGCCGGUUCGCCAGAGCAGCUUCGUCACGCUGGCCACGUGACCCGGAAGUGUCUGCGGACAGUGCUGGCUCCCAGCCUCUAGAGUGAGAUGAGCGCACAACCCUAGAGUCUGUCAAGACUGGCCCGUACGGGCAGGGGUACCUUUACCUUUACCUUUAUGGUUUAAUCAUGGAAGUUCUCUGGGUGGAAGCUCAAUCUGCUACUGGCAACUGGUCCAGUUGAUGACAAAACCUAAGGGUCAGUGGGAGGGAGAGCAGCUCUGGGUUUUCAGUGGAUCCCCAAAGUUACUGCUGAUAAAUGGUUUCAGUAUCACAGUUCUUGCCUUGCACUAACAUCCACCUGUCAGGCCUGAGAUAUUUCUUGGGUUAUUAAUUGCAUUUUAACCUCACUCUUCUUCAAGGCUCAAGGUGUUGAACAUGGUUCUUCCCCACGCCAGGAUUGUAACUCUCACAACAAUCCUGUGAGGUGGGUUAAAGCUAGGAGGGAGUAACUGGUCCAAGGACAGAACUUGAACCCAGGACUCCCUGCUCCUAGUCCAGCUCCCCGUCCUCUAGAUCACAGCAGCUCCGUGCUGUUGACUUGCAGGCCUAUAAUUCAAAUAUUCAGAAGCUAGCAGGUGGCCCAAAUGGCAGAACAUAAAGAAGCGGCAACGUGAACGUACAUAUAGGAAAGAGUAAGUCCUGGCACCACACCAGGUUCCACACACAGCAAAGAUUCAGUUUUGCAGGGUCUGCAUUAUCUCUGUUUUAGGAUUAGUGCAAUGUGAAACACAGCAACUGCUGUUAUGUAACUCAACCCUCAGUAUACAGUUGUCAGGCUGGGUAAAUUUAACUCUGCAGGUUUAGGACAUGAGGCCUCUUGCCAAAGAUAUGUCUCUGUCAAGUGAUCUGUGAGAUUUAAAGGCACCUUGCUCCUGCUUCUAUCCCUUCAUGUUAAGGUGAGAUUCAGCCUGGCUAUUGGGAGCUUUAAAAAAAUUUAAAAUCUCUGUAUUAACCCUUUUGGUGCCGUAGCUCGGUACCAGAGCACCUGCUUGGCCUGCAGAAGGUCUCAGGCUCAAUCCCAGGAAGCUCUGCAAGUGUUCCCUGCCUGGAACCCUGGAAACCCCCUCCAUGUUGGCAAUACUGAGCUAGAUACUGAGCUGGAUGGAGCCUCAGAAAAGCAGCUUUCAGUGUUCCUAUGCCUUUGGGACAGAAGCCUAGGGCUUCCUUCAUUGGAAUGGGCAAGGGGGCAGGCCUCAACACAGAGGGCGGCUAGCUUGCCACAUUUCAAAGGAAGAGGAUACAGAGCCCAGUGUUUACAAAAUAGCUACCUAGCUGCACUUAACAGCAUGAUGCCUUGGGACAGAAAGUUUCAUGGCACAGAAUCGGGCACCGAGGAGAAAGGUAAAGCAGACACAACAUUGGGGUGGGUGCAUCUGGCCAGCAAGUUGAUAACUCAAUUGCCUGAGCUGAUCUGCACACAUCAUCUAAAGAGGAGGGGCUGUGUGCCUCUGGGCAUGUGUGCAGGCACACACGCAAGACGGCAGGUUGGCUGUGCCCACCUCCGGCCACGCCCACCACUGGCAAUAUGGGGCCCUGCAGGGUUGGACAAGGGUGAAUGGGGCCCCAGGCCCAAGAAAGAUGAAUGGGUGUAGGUGCUUGCCUGCUCACCUGACAUAUGCGUCCAACAAGCAUACCACAAAAUGCCCAAAAUCUCCCAUGGUGUGUGCGUGCUUGUGUGUGUGCGUGCGUGUGUGUGCGUGUGUGUGUGUGCGUGCGUGCAUGCAUGCAUGCAUGUAACUACUUGCCUUCACAACAAGCUAAACAGGAAGCACGUCAUGGGCUGAGCUCACUUUCGGAUCAUCAUUUCAGUGCCCCCCUAUUAUCUGUCCCCACACUGCUGCUCCCAUUCUGACGGCUGCUGCCUUAUCCAAUUGACUAUAAAAAGCUGUCAGUCUAAUGCAACUGAGCUCAAGGUAAACGCACUUUGAAUCAGCCAUCUGCCAGAGCCUCUCACGAGAAAGGCAACACUUAAAGAUGAAUUAAAUCUCUUUCUCUGGACCUUUAAUAUUAGAUAAUUCCUACAGUUUUCCAGUAUUGUUAUUAUUAUUGGGCACAUAUGUCUCAGAUGACCCCUUCUUCUGGAUAUCCAUGUCUGUGUAAAUUUUAUCAAAUAAAUAAAUAAAUAAAUAAAUAAAUAAAUAAAUAAAUGCAAACAUGACCAGAGCACAACAGCACUCUCCCUGCUUGCCUCCACUCGCAACUGACAUUCAGAGGCAUGUUGCCUCUGAUCCUCAAGGCACUACACGGCCAUCAUGACUGGUAGCUACAGACAGCCUUAUCCUCCGUGGCUUUGUCUAAUCCCUCUAAUAGCUGCCCAGGUUGGUGGCCAGCACCACGGUUUGUGGCAGUGAGUUCCAUUAGUCUUUCCUAAACAUUCAGCUUUGAAGGAUGACUCCACCAGGUUCCAGUAUUAUGAAAGAAGGAGAAAGACUCCUCUUGGUCAUCUUUCUGCACACCAUGCAUGACACUAUAUACCUUGACCAUGUCCCGCCCAGUCAGACUAUUAGUCCAUCAAACUCAGUACUGUCAACACAGACUGGCAGCAGCCCUCCAGGAUUUCAGGCAAAGGGACUUUCUCUCUCUCUCUCUCUCUCUCUCUCUCUCUCUCUCUCUCUCUCUCUAUUUUAAAAUUUAUUAGAAACUGCUAAUCAGUUUACACAAAUCAUAAAAUACACACCAAGAUUUUCAAUAAAAUUCAGAAGACAAAAGCAAGUUGACCUAAAAAAAAUAAGAACCGCUUAGAGGUUUUGACAAUAAAGCAAUACAGUAGUACCUUGGUUAAAGAACAGUCCUGUUUAUGAACGAUUCGGUUUACGGACUCCACAAAACCGGAAGUAGUGUCCCGGUUUGAGAACUUUACCUCGGUCUAAGAACAGAAUCUGAACGGUAAAAAGACACUGGCAGCAGGAGGCCUCAUUAGGGAAAGCAUGCCUCGGUUUAAGAACGGUUUUGGUUUAAGAACGGACUUCCGGAACAGAUUAAGUUCGUAAACCAAGGUACCACUGUAUACAAAUUUUUAAAACAGAUUUUAAAAAAUAAGAUUGAUAUGCAUUUUAAUGGGCAAUUUUUCUUUUAAAAAUAAUGUAUUUUUUGAACUGCUGAUUUUAUGCAAGGGGACAUCCUCAACCCUACAUGACGUUGCUGGACACUGAAAACGGGACUUUGCUACAUGCACAGAAUUUAUUCCUCUAUAGAGUUACAAUCUGCUUGGAAUUCUCGGCAUUCUUUUGUCCAACCCUGUAUCCCUGCAAAUCAUAGAAGUAGCAUAAAACCGUUGCUUGGCAUUGCAUCUUCAAAUACACCCCUACGGCUGAUUUCCUUUUUCAUUGUUCCAGAGAAAGAGAACAUACACCAAGCAAGAGGAGAAAGCUCAACACCAUUCACAUGAAAGCUUCUGCUCCCAAACAGCAGCACUGUGGGGGUCAGACCUAGUGAGGUAA